Caenorhabditis auriculariae is the source of this 2911-nucleotide messenger RNA. Lineage: Eukaryota; Metazoa; Nematoda; Chromadorea; Rhabditida; Rhabditidae. The record is from the annotation of a GenBank genome assembly.
AUGCCGAUGGGAACGGGGAGCUACGACGUGCGUCGCGUCGAGACGCUCAACAAAGCGACGACAUCGUCGGCGACAUCGCCCUGGUCUCCGGACGGCGUCCACAACACCAUCGAGUGCAGCGUCGGCUUCCUCGACGGAUCGCGUCACGUCUUCAGGAUCCCCAGAAGGGCCGUCGGCGCCGCCUUGCUCGAGAAGGUCACAACGACGUUUCGAUCAUAGUUCUUAUCUUUUUCGGGACUUCCCGAGCAAUUCCGACAACAAUGAGGCAUGCUGGAAAAGUCGAUCGGUUUGGAAAACUAGGCCACGCCACAAUUUUGCUCCAUGGAACACUUAGAAUUUCAAACUUUUUUUUUUCUUUUCUGAUUUUUUCUUCCUUUUUUAAUUUCACUAAGAAGGUUUUCGCUUAUUUUCAUUCAACUGUAUCGUUCUCGUGAGCAAAAAUACGAUAAUUACUACAUUCCACAAUUAUAAAUAGGGAGCGCAAAGCCCCUCCCCUUCACGCCACCAAAAUGACGAUUUUUUUGUUGCAGAAACGGUUUUGAGGCGUUUAUACUAGCUAAAGUUCAACUUUAAAAAUAAACUGUUUCUGUUAAUCUAUGUAAUCGACAACGCUCUACAAGACUGAAUAUUUUUAAAACUAUGUAUUUUUCAAAAAUAAGCGAAAAAGUAAGAUUUAACACGAAAAAAACUGACAAGUUUCACAAAAUCGUCGCGUUUCAGAAAACCAAGUGAGGAACGCUUCUAAAUUUUAAGUAUGUUAUACAUUAACACUUUCUUUAUUUUUUAAGUGAAAAUGAAAAAAAUCUACCGACGCGAAAAAUAUUAAAGCUUGUAAAGUGACACCAAACUUUGAAGCUGAAAUGCGAAAAAAAUUUCAGCGACAUGGUAUACUUUUUUUAUUUGAUUUAAAAACCUCACAAUGUGUUCAAAAAAAUAAAAAAAUUCAGAAUGAAAAAUAAUUAUUGGGACAGCGAAUUAAAUUAUAUUUGAAUUUUUACCAAAACCUCCUUUUUUUCGCCUGCCUCGUUGUCGCAUGAGAGAAUAGGAUCGCGUCUAUACUUUUGAUCAGGUUAUUAAGCGUUCAAAACUCUAUCAAUGAAAAAAUUAUGAAAAAAAUCGAUCGACGCGAAAAAAAUAACGGCUUUGAAAACCUCGAAAAAAUGGCAAUUUUUUUUGAAAUUUCGGAAGAUUUCGUGUAAGUGUCCGUAGCAGUGUUUGCGUCAAACACACUGAUGCGCACUUUUAAAUGUCGCAGGAGCCGUUUUUCGGAGUCAAAUUGCACUUUUUCCUGUUUUAUUUUGAAAUAAAACUAUUUUUCAUUUUUUCUUUUUUCCAAAUUAAAUGAUAAUAAUUUUUCUGAUUAGAAAAAAGAAAAAUAAGCAGAAAAUUCUUUCUGACCUUUUUUCUAAGUAGUUUUUUGAUAUUUUAUCAAAAAUUCUUAUGAUAGUUAUACAAAAGAUUCAUACCAAAACGUUAAGCUCAGUUCUGACAACUUCUCAGAACAAAAAACCGAUUUAAAAACGGUCCAGAAAUGCGCAAAAACAUUUAAAAAGAAAGCGUGCGGCAGCGGGUAAACCGUGAGAUUUUACCUCCAGUUGAACGCCGCGCGCGCUCGUUUUUUGGCCAUAACUUUUUUCUUAGUGAACCUUUUUUCAAAAACUAAACGGAUUAUGAAAACUGACAGUCUCCUCUAUCGAACAGUGUGAAAAACAUAUUUUUUGAAUCGGUUCGAAGAAAUGGCUUGCGGUACCUAAUUAUAAACUGAUUCAAUUUUGAAAAUCUCAUUGAUUUUCUGGGUCCAAAAUAACUGCACAUGACAAAAUGAGCGAAAUAAAAAAGCAUAAAUGAUAUCAUACGUAAACUAUAUACAAAAAGACAAGGAACAAAAUUCAAUCCUACAAAAGAUAAUAUAUCACCGAUGAAACGUAUAAAAAAUAAGGAAUGGUUCAGUUUUUUUUAAAUGUAGUGACUAUCGUAUUUUGCUCACGAGAACGAUAGAGUUGAAUGAAAAUAAACGGAAACCUUCCUAGUGAAAUUAAAAAAAGAUAGAAAAAUCCAAAAAAGAAGAAAAAAGUUUGAAAUUCGAAGUGUUCCAUGGAGCAAAAUUGCGGCGUGGCCUAGUUUUCCAAACCGAUCGACCGACCGAAACGCCGACUUUUCCAGAAUGCCGAAAAAGUUGGAAAAAAACUAAGACAGCAAAAAAGUCAAAUUUAUGUCGUAAAUUCGGCGAAAUUUAUGUAGAAAUGGUAGUCAGGGAUUGGAAAAUAUGAAGAAAUAUGUAAAAAGAAGAAAUUCGAUUUUUCAAACGAAUAUGGAUUUAUCCGUCCAGCUGAAUAUUUUUGAACGCAUAAAAGUUACAAUUUAUUGAGAAACUGUCAAAAAAGGAAAAAAAAAAGCUCGUAAUUGGCUAUGAAUUUCCGCUACUUUUAGUCGCGUUAUCUCUUCAAAACACUGAAAAAAAACUUUGGGUCUCGAAGCGAAAACGGAUUACUGUAGACUGAACCACAUUAUCAUCAUUUAAGGUCUUCGAACAUCUGGAACUCGUGGAAAAAGACUAUUUUUGGUCUUCAAUUUGUCAUUGUCGACACGAGGGAUAUGCAGCAGAGGGUGAGUGGUCACUUAAGGAAUUUUUUUAUGAUAUUGAUUUAUGAAUCAAUAUAAUUUCGAGUUUUUGAAAGAAUAAAAUGCAGGAAAAAAAGUUUUUUUCAUAAUUUUAUUCGUUCAACCAAAAUUUUCGAAACUAUGAAAAAAAUGAGAAACUGUUGAAAAAAAAUCAAAACAAAAAUGAGAAAAAAAGGGGACUUACAUUUGAAAUAAAAUUCCCCGCACAAAGCCGCGUCGCGUACGCAACGCAUCACCCUUGUAUGACAUUUCAAGUCGAGAAAGACUUUUUUUUUCAGAAAUGGCUUGA